This is a messenger RNA of Haliotis rufescens (red abalone), 2390 nucleotides long. RefSeq names its product lengsin-like. Gene Ontology annotation, cellular component: membrane; cytoplasm. Gene Ontology annotation, molecular function: glutamine synthetase activity. The record is from RefSeq and is a predicted model, not a curated record. The transcript has 2 exons. NCBI's taxonomy places the organism in Eukaryota, Metazoa, Mollusca, Gastropoda, Lepetellida, Haliotidae. The coding region runs from base 38 to 1351 and encodes 437 amino acids.
UGGGGCAUACUGCCUUCAGAGUCUGAGGAUAGUGACAAUGUCGAAGCUGGAAAAAGUCAAGCAGGAGGUGGUGAAAUACGACUAUGUCCGUUUUUCACUUUGCGAUUUGAAUGGCACGAGUCGUGGCCAUGUCAUCAAAGGUCGUCAUGCUGCUAAAUAUUUGGAACAUGGUCUGGCUUUGUUUGAGGGCACUUUGGCAGUUGGUCCCCGAACAGAGCAUGUGGAUUUGAACCAUGGGAAUAACCACUUCUUUGGCAACAUGAAUAUCUUUCCUGACCCCGACACCCUGAGGCCAAUUCCUUGGGCUCCAGGGUGUAUGAAGGUUGCUGAAAUACUAUGCGAGUCUAGGUGGAUGAAAGACAACACUCCACAAAUGGCAUGUCCUCGGUUUGCUGCAAGAAAACAAUUUCAAAGAUUAGCAGAUCUUGGAUGUGAUUUCUAUUCUGGUCAUGAAAUUGAAUUUACACUCCUUGACGAAACAUUGCAGCCAGUUAAUGAUGUUCCUGAUGGAUACGGCCUAAGGCUAAUGAACAAACACAGCAAAAUCUUAUUUCACUUUGAUAAGAACUUUGAAGAUUCCAAUAUUUCUGUUGAAAGAUACUAUCCUGAACUUGGUCGUGGGAUGUUUGAAGCUGUAACAACACCAAAGUAUGGAAUCGAUAGCCUCGAUAUGGCUUUCAAUCUUCAGCAAGGACUUCUAGAAAUGGCGGAUCUAGAAGGUCUUACAGCUACCUUCAUGUCUCAACCUUUUUAUAAUGAAAGUGGAUUAUGCGCGCAUUUAAAUUUUUCUCUCUGGACAAAAUCUGGAGAAAACGUGUUCUACGAUGCUGAUGCUGCAGACAAACUGUCUGUAAUUGCCAAACAGUGGAUUGCUGGUAUCCUGAAGCAUAGUAAAGCUCUCCAUGCAUUCACAUCCCCUACAGUCAACUGUUAUAGGAACAUGAGCUUGUUUUUAUUUGCUUCGUCUAUCAACUGGGGAAUAGAAAAUCGCGCCGCAUGUAUCCGCGUCAAGAACGACGGCCCUUUGAGAACUUACAUUGAAAACAGACUUCCCAGUUCUAAAAGCAACGCAUAUCUCGUGGCUGCGUCUACUAUUGCUGCCGGACUGGAUGGGGUCAUCAAGAAGAUGGAAUGCCCACCUCCAGGGAUAACAGAGCACGAUGAACCGCUACCUCGGUCUUUGGCUGAAGCUUUGGAAGAGCUGGAACAGGAUGAGGUAUUGUGUGAUGCCUUAGGGGAGGAACUGGUGACAUGGUUUGUCAAGAGCAAGAGAGAUGCGGAUAUCCCCAUGUUUGAGGGUGUUGAGACUGAUGAGGAAAGAUUUGCUAUUGAGAAAAAGGCCUACCUAUAAUCAAAUCUUGGUCAUGCAACAUGUAUAUUAUAUCCUCGUAUGUUGCCUUUAUUUUGAAACGUUUAUGAUUUAUGAAGAUAUAUAUGAUUUGUGUGUAUCCAUGGUGUGGUUUCACAGUAGAGGAAAUAUGCUAUACCACAACUAAUUAUGUUUGGUAACCAAGAUAUGAAUGUAUCCAACAUACAUUAUAUGAAGAAGACACAGAUAUAAUUAUUCAAAAGGCCAUAUUUCUUCUCGGGUUGUGGAUUUUAUUACCGAAUAAUUUGGUAGGUUGAGUUAUAUCAUGAUAAGAUGCUUUUGUCUUUUAUUUGGGUUGACAGGUGGAGGAAAGAAAAAGGCCUGGUAUCACCGAUUCUGGUCUUUUCAUAUAAUUAAAUAAGUGAUAGUUAGUUUAUGAAUUUUGUCUUCCUGUUCUUAAGUGCAAUCAUUGCACUCAUGACAGUGUUUUCAAUGUAGCAUUUCAGUAAAUGCGUGUCACUGGAUUUUAUGUUCCAUCGAUCACUUGAUUGUCUAGUUUAAUUUUCACAGCUAUUUUAUUCUUUACAUCAAAUGUAAUCUGUUUCGGAUGAUAUUCUUUUGCGUUGACGUCUAAUAUUUAGAGACCAGUGCCUACAAAUAACUCCGUGAAUGUAGGAUAUGAUUUGUAUUGAAUGUAGGAAACUGAUUUUUACGGUACCAUAGGUGGAAGUCAAAAAUGGAAUGUUUAGUAAGUAUGAUAUUUAAGCAUAAAUAUGAAGACAAGAUAUUUUUAUCUUGACCUUUAUUCGACCUUUUCACUCACUGUAAGAAAAGUCCAACUACACAAGCAUGUGUAUCAUUUGGAUAGAUGAGAUUUCCAAAGCUUAAACAAUUGUGUAUAGAUGAGAUAGCCAACACCUAAACAAUUUAGUAUACAUGAGAUAUCCAGAAAUUGUAUUUGUAUAUAUUGGUAAAGGGGAAUGAUUGCUAUAUGUUGUUAUAUGAGUGUUCUGUAAGUGCAGAAUCGACCAAUAUUAUAAGCACGUUUGAAAUAAAACUGAUAUAGUGGAGUGUAACGUGA